UGUGUGGCAUCUCUUAAAGUCCUGUGGAUGUAAUAGGGGGAGAAAAAAUAAUACACUGAGGCUGUAUCCGUCUGCUUAAAAAUAAAAGAACCAGCCCCUGCAUCCGUCUGUGAAAGGGAAGUGUCGGACUACAGACAGAAUUGGAAAGACUGUGUCCAGGAGCCGUCAGGCAGAAUUCUACCCUGGAAGGGAAACAGGAACAAGAAAGGAAUCUGGUCCCAUUGAGACAGUUUCAUGCAUCACCGUGAGCAGCACUGCUCUCCCGUUCCUGUCUCUUUGCCCACUCUAAUGCAUUAAGCAGCCUUUCUACCCUGAAAUGAAACAAGAGGCAUGUAAUGCACACAGCCAGAAAACCCAAGAAAAGGGUCACUGAGACGUGACCAUCUGCCCUGAGCAAACACCUCAUCAAUCUGAAGUUAACUUGGAAUUUCCCCUUGGGAAGCAGCCCCCAGCCAAUACAGGGCCAUGGAUCGGUUCCGAAUGAUCUUCCAAUACUUCCAGUCUAAUUCUGAGUCGGUGAUGAAUGGGAUCUGCGGGCUGCUAGCCCUCGCGAGUGUGAAGAUGUACACCUCCUUUGACUUUAACUGCCCCUGCCUGCCCAAGUACAACAUGGUGUAUGGUUUGGGGAUCAUGUUUCUGCCUCCCAUGGCCCUCUUUCUCUGUGGUCUCAUUCUCAACAGACAGUCGCUGGUGAUGCUGGAGGAGUGGAAAAGACCUACUGGGGGCAGAAAGAAGGAUCUGGCCAUUAUCAGGUACAUGUGCUCCUCCAUCAUGCAGCGAGCCAUGAUUGCUCCCAUCAUCUGGAUCAUCGUCACACUCCUCGAUGGGAAAUGCUUCAUCUGUGCUUUCAGCAGCUCCAUUGACCCUGAAAAGUUUGUGGGGUUUGCCAACGCCACCCCUGCCCAGACGCAGCUCUUGCUCUCCAAAGUGCCCUGCAAAGAUGAUGAGCUCAUGAAGAACCACCCUGCCCGGAAGGCGAUCUCCAGGUACCUGAGAUGCUGGUCACAAGCCCUUGGCUGGAGUAUUCUCCUGAUCCUGAUCAUGGUAGCCUUCCUCGCCCGCGCGCUCAGACCCUGCUUCAAUCAGGCCGCUUUCCUGCAGACACGCUACUGGAGCAACUACAUCGACAUCGAGCAAAAGAUCUUCGAGGAAACCUGCUGCGAGCACGCCCGGGAUUUCGCCCACAAGUGCAUCCUCCACUUCUUCGAAAGCAUGCAGAAGGAGAUCCAACUGCGGCGUUUCAACGCACCAAGGGAGGCCGAGGCGGGAGAAGGGGAAGAAGAUCACCUGCGGGGAAUCACAGACCGGGAGCAGAUGAACAAGCUCUUGAAAUCAUGGUACUACCACAAGCCCCCGCUGGAUGUGAGUCAGGCAACCCAGCAUCAGCCGGUGGGCAGAGAGAGACUGUCCAUGCCCUGGGCAGACAGCCUGAGUAACAGGGGGAAAGUGCCACAAAAGGCCCAAAUCUCCCGACAAACUGAUGUUUAA
Messenger RNA from Pelodiscus sinensis (Chinese soft-shelled turtle), 1488 nucleotides. It is a transcript of the gene CALHM3, whose product is annotated as calcium homeostasis modulator 3. Lineage: Eukaryota; Metazoa; Chordata; Testudines; Trionychidae. Gene Ontology annotation, cellular component: plasma membrane. The record is from RefSeq and is a predicted model, not a curated record. Gene Ontology annotation, molecular function: monoatomic cation channel activity.